Molecule: messenger RNA, 1036 nt
Organism: Ananas comosus (pineapple)
Lineage: Eukaryota; Viridiplantae; Streptophyta; Magnoliopsida; Poales; Bromeliaceae
Source: RefSeq, a predicted model, not a curated record
GUACUUGCGCACGCUCAAAUCAUAUGUUCGUAAUAAGGCUCAUCCAGAAGGAUCUAUAGCAAAAGGAAUAAUUGCACAAGAAUGUGUAACUUUUUGUUCCAAAUACCUGCAUGAUGUUGAAACACGAUUGAAUCGCGUCGGAAGAAACUAUGAGGGUGAUCUAACACAAAAAAGCUCCAGUUUAGCAAUUUUUUCCCAAUGUGGUCUCCCUUUAGGUAAUUCCAAAACUGAGCAAUUAGCUAUCUCGGAUUGGAACCGGGCAGCUAUGUGUGUUCUCCAAAAUUGUGAAGAAGUUUCACCUUAUGUUAGGGAACAUAUUAAAGAGAUUGAAAGCAAGUACGAUAGUGAUGUGGAGCUGCAGCACGAAGAACAAUUUCUUGGUUGGUUUCAAGAUAAAAUAGCAGAGAUAUUUCACACAAAGAAGCAUGAAAAAUAUUUGAAAACACAAAAUAGUGGGGUGUUUGUUCGGGGAGAUGAUGACCUAAGCAACAAGGAAUAUUAUGGGUUAGUUUUAGAUAUCAUUGAACUCCAAUACCAAGGAUCAAAGAAAAUAGCUUUAUUUAAAAGUCAUUGGUGGGAUGUCUACAAUUGUGGCCGGGGAUAUAAGGAGGAUGAAAAUGGGUUUUUCUUAGUUAAUGUCGAUCGUGAAUUGGCCACUAAUACAACUGAUCCAUAUAUCUUGGCAUCACAAGCUCAACGAGUAUAUUAUGCCAAAGACAUAAGAGAUCCUAAAUGGUUAGUUGUUGUCAAGACACAACCUCGAGACCUUUAUGAUGUGCCUACAAUAGAAAGAAGUGCAAAUGAUCAAGAAGAGUCAACAUCAACACCAAUUCAAGAAAAUGAGAACAUAGGUGAUUUCUAUAGAAUUGAUGGUGAUAAAGAUCACGAUGAUUUAUGUACUGUUGAGUUGGCUAGAGCUAAUGUAGAAGAGAUUGUAUUUGAUCUAAGUGAGCUCAAUAUCAAUGUAGAAACAAACGAAGAGGACCUCUUAAACUGUAAUGAUGAUGACAAUGAUUCCUUUGAGAAUAAAACCUGA